Aquila chrysaetos chrysaetos is the source of this 4573-nucleotide messenger RNA. It is a transcript of the gene PIP5K1A, whose product is annotated as phosphatidylinositol-4-phosphate 5-kinase type 1 alpha. NCBI's taxonomy places the organism in Eukaryota, Metazoa, Chordata, Aves, Accipitriformes, Accipitridae. The record is from RefSeq and is a predicted model, not a curated record. Gene Ontology annotation, biological process: phosphatidylinositol metabolic process. The transcript is spliced from 17 exons. The coding region runs from base 78 to 1865 and encodes 595 amino acids. Gene Ontology annotation, molecular function: phosphatidylinositol kinase activity.
GGGCGGAGCCAAGCGGGGAGGGGCGUGGGUGCCGCGCGCGAGCCGGCGGCAGCCGCAGGAGGAGGGAGCACUCCAAGAUGGCGUCGGCGGGGCCCGAGUCGGGGGGCAGCAGCGGGAGCAGCGGCGGCCUGGCGGAUUUCAGCUUUUUGUGCUGCUCGGUGAUGUCAUUUCGAAGAGGAUCAUCUACUUUCAAAAAAUCACUCACCCCUGAGAUGCCAGGUGGUUCUGGGCAGCCAGGCUCACAGACGAUAAAGAAAGGGCACAGAGGAGUGGACUCCACAGGCGAGACCACCUAUAAAAAGACAACAUCAUCUGCCUUGAAAGGUGCCAUUCAGCUGGGCAUUACACACACAGUUGGAAGCUUGAGCACCAAACCUGAAAGAGAUGUUCUCAUGCAAGAUUUCUACGUAGUAGAAAGUAUUUUCUUCCCAAGUGAAGGGAGUAACCUGACCCCAGCUCAUCACUACAAUGACUUUCGGUUCAAAACCUAUGCUCCAGUGGCCUUUCGCUAUUUCCGGGAGCUCUUUGGGAUCCGACCAGAUGACUAUCUGUACUCGCUCUGCAAUGAGCCACUCAUUGAACUUUCAAACUCUGGGGCCAGUGGAUCCCUCUUCUAUGUAUCCAGUGAUGAUGAGUUUAUCAUCAAAACGGUUCAGCACAAAGAGGCUGAGUUCUUACAGAAGCUGCUGCCUGGCUACUACAUGAAUUUGAACCAGAACCCAAGGACGCUGCUGCCAAAGUUUUAUGGCUUGUACUGUGUCCAGGCUGGAGGCAAAAACAUUCGCAUUGUUGUGAUGAACAAUCUACUGCCGCGCUCUGUCAAAAUGCACCUGAAAUACGACCUGAAGGGCUCCACCUACAAACGCCGAGCAUCCCAGAAGGAGCGGGAGAAGGUCUUCCCAACGUACAAGGACUUGGAUUUUAUGCAGGACAUCCCUGAUGGCCUCUUCUUGGACUCUGACAUGUAUAAUGCUCUGUGCAAAACAUUACAGAGAGACUGUUUGGUUCUGCAGAGCUUUAAAAUCAUGGAUUACAGUUUGCUUGUUGCAAUCCAUAACAUCGAUCUGGCACAAAGAGAGCAUGCGAUGGCAGACGGGACAUCCCAGACUGACACACGGCGACCUGCUGCCCAGAAAGCCCUCUACUCGACAGCCAUGGAAUCCAUCCAAGGAGAGGCCCGGCGAGGUGGCACCAUAGAAACAGAUGACCAGAUGGGAGGCAUUCCAGCCCGCAAUGCAAAGGGGGAGAGGCUCCUGCUGUACAUUGGUAUCAUUGAUGUGUUGCAGUCCUACAGAUUUGUCAAGAAGCUGGAGCACUCUUGGAAGGCCCUGGUACAUGAUGGGGACACUGUAUCUGUGCACAGACCCAGCUUCUAUGCUGAAAGGUUCCAGCGGUUCAUGUGCAACACAGCAUUCAAGAAAAUACCAUUAAAGCCAUCGCCUUCUAAGAAGAGCCGGUCUGGCACAACAGUUCCUCGGCGGAGCUGUCAAGGAGGAGUGCCUUCCCAGUCACACAUGUCAUGCGAGACAAAAGCACAAGUAACGACAGAGGUGGAUGUAGAGCAAGGUUCCCACCUUGGUCGCCCAGAUCUCCUGCCCAGGACCCUGCCGGUAGACGAAGCUAACAGUGAUUCCAUCGCAACAACCCUGUCCACUUCUUCUUUGGGCAGUGGAGGCCUCAACUCGCCCGCAAAUAGGUCAGUGGGCGUACAAGUGCAUAAAGCUGACAGCUCAGCAAAGGAUUUGACUAGAGCAGCUCCUGGCAUCUUCCUGUCUAGCGGCUCCCCAGGGCCUUCCGUACCUGAGCACUCUGCAGAGCUGAGAGAGCAGCUUGAAGACCUGCAAGAGACUGAGAUAAGCUUUUGAAGCAACACCGAAACCACCGCAAUGGAAGCAGAUUGUUCUGUGCUCUGCGUGGUCUGUGGAGUCUGACAAAUGUUCAGCCCCUGUUGCUGAUUUAUUAUUUUAUUUUGUUUAAAGUAAUCUUAUCUGGACAGAAACCUAAAAGCUGGAAGGCUGGGCUACACUUAGUGGGAUAGUAUUAACAAAGAUCGAGCCAGCACAGCUGAGCCUCGGACACCUGGAAGUCUCCUUAGAGCAGAGCCCACCGCUGUGUCCCUGCUGUCCUCCUUUCUUUGAAGCCUGGUGAGAGCAAAGGUGGCUGUCAGGAGGAGGAGGAGGAGGAAGAGGAACUGCUCCGCGUGGGCUGAAGCCCUCUGGAAAAGGGAUCUGACUUUCAGGGAGUUAGCUGCUUACGAUGCUGACGCCACAGACCUUGCGAGAAUGGGCGACUCGUCGGAGUUACUGGGGGGGAAACGGGCAUUAGAGCCUCAUUGGGGCAGUUUGCGACAGAGCAAUGUGGGUUUAUUUUGUAUUUUAAACAAGUUUUUAAUUUAAAUGUUUUUCUGAAUUCAGUCAUAUCACUUCUUUUUAGUCUUGCAAUAUAGUAAUUUUUUUUUUUUUAAUAAGUAGGGUUUUUUUUCCAGUGUUCCACCAGCAAGUAUCCCAUGUGAGAGAGGCAGAGAGGGGGAGCAGAAGCUGUACUGACUGUGGAUGACCUCCUCUCCUCCUCCAGCCGCUCCUGGCUGCCAGAGCCUCCUCCGUUUUCAAUCUUGCAUCGCCCUGAGACAGCAACAAGGAGAGCUAGGUGCUGCGCUGUGUUGCUUGGAGCAUUUUGAAUGUGUGAAGCUUUUAAGACGUCAGGGAGGUUUUGGAUUGCUUUGUCCCCCGUUUUUAAACAACACCCUUUUGUUCCUUCCCCGCCAAGUAGGGAGUCGCAGGUGAAGGGAGAUCUUUGUAAGGGGCGUGCUUUUUUAAAAGUAUUUCUUAAGCAAACGGACCAAACCCAGCCUGCUCCGUUCCCUUCCCCUGCCCUCUGUCCUGCUGUGGGCACCACAUGCAAAACUCCUCCCGUUUUUAUAGCUCGGCUCCCUUUUGAUAUCUCGCCUGUAUUGUAGCCGCUGUUGACACCAGUGUUCCCUGCGGCGUGAAACCAAGGUUCCUACCUAAAUGGGACAGACUUCUGCCUCCACAAAAGUAUGAGGCAUUUUGAGUCCGGUUUUAAACAAAAUAAUAAGCUGAAAGGAGGGAUUGUUCUGCUGCCAUUUCCCUGCGGUGACGCCUGGCCCAUGCUGGCUGCAGACGCUUCUCUAGAGAUCUCAGAGCAGAUGUUGGACUGAUCGUUAUUUUCACUAAAUGCUUUUUUUAAAGAAAUGAAGUGACUCUUCCCCCUGUUCCUGGUGGGUUAGAAUCCUCCGUUCUUUUUUAUAUAUAUAUAAAAAAAAGUAAUUUAAAGCUUGCCCUUGCGAUAGUGCAAGGGGUUUCUAUACUAAUUAGCAAUGAUUGCUAAGGAAACAAAGAAUGUAGUGGUGUAGAAAGGGAUUUUUUUUUUUUUUUUUUUUAGGUGAUGUUUCAGAGCCAAGUCUCUUCCCACCUUCCACUUCAACCUUUCCAAGUGGAUGUGACACAAGCUGAUAUUUUUUUAAGAAAAAGCAUUUUUUUUUUUUAAACUGUUUUGGUUUGGUUUUUUUUUUUUUUCCCCGGAAGACCAAGUGGAAUGGCCUUACUCCGGGUAUCUGGAUCCCCAGGGGGUUGGCAGAGCUGUUUUUUUUUAAACUGUUUUGGUUUGGUUUUUUUUUUUUUUCCCCGAAAGACCAAGUGGAAUGGCCUUACUCCGGGUAUCUGGAUCCCCAGGGGGUUGGCAGAGCGUGAGGACAGUCGCUGUUCACAAACUGUUUGGUUCUCAAGGGCUCUCAAACCUUUCGACACUGAUUAAUGUCACGAUGAGACCCGUGAGCAGGAGGAAGAUCGGCUCGGGGACACCUGCGCCGUCUCUGCUGGAUCUUCCCAUCUCCUUCCCCUGUACCUCUGACUUGAUCCAGCAGGUUACACUUUGUAGCUGAAGUAACUGUCUAUAUUAGACACUUGUUUCUUAUCUUCCCACCUAACCCAUAUUUGUUUUAUUUUAGCAGGAGGGAAGAAAACCAAGUCUCAAUUUUUUUCAUGAUUUAAUAUUUAUGAAGUUGUAUUUAAGUGUUGUUUUUUUUCUUUUCCUGGAGAUAGUUAUUCAGUGAGUAGGGAGGUGGGGCGGGGGGUGGGGUGGCAUUUAUAUAUUGACUUCUGCUUUGUAAUGGGUUUUCAGAACCGCUUCUUUUUGUGUGUGUGCGUGUUUCAAAGUGACAGGCGAUGGGUUUUCAUGUUGUUUUUUAAACACCCAAGCGGUGUCUCUCCAGCGCGGGGAGGGGACUUUGCUUCUCCGGCCACACCGGGGAGGGAUCGGGGAGCAGCUGACGCCUCUGUGACCUCCGGCUCGAUGCCAGGCGAUGGGAUGGAGCGCGGCUGGACGGACCUCUCCUGUCCUGCUUGGCGUCACCAUCAUCACCAUCACCGUCAGGACCCCCCCCUCUGGGAGUGUCACCUGGGAGGGACAGACCUGUCCCCGUCCCCGGGGAACAGCUCGUGCCAUGCGUGACCCCCCCACCUUGUCCUUUUGGCUGUGUAACGCUUGUGGCCUCGUCUGCUGUUGGAACCACGCUGCUGUCUCUUGGACGCGCAAUACACGGUGUGCUGCUGAA